This is a messenger RNA of Striga asiatica, 327 nucleotides long. Lineage: Eukaryota; Viridiplantae; Streptophyta; Magnoliopsida; Lamiales; Orobanchaceae. The record is from the annotation of a GenBank genome assembly.
AUGGACCAUGCUGUCAUUAUCGCCCAAAUGAAAGUUAUCGAUGACCUCAAGCCUAAAGACUCUGACGUUCAGAUGAUCGACUCCUCUCCCGAGGUUGAUCAACCGCUUCAGAGGGGACGCUUUGGCAAGCGUCAUCCUAAGAAGAAGCCUGCCAGAUCAUCCACCCAAGGUGAGGGGUCGAGAAAGAAGUCCACUACACAGGUUGUCCAAGGUAUGCUGGGAAAGGGACAGAUGCACAUGUUCACUAGGAUGGGACGGACACAUUCCUACGUUGAUCCAGUCCAUGUAGAAUGCAAUAACUUGCUUAAGGGUGUGGCGGAUGACUAG